UUUGCAACAGGUAAUCUUACUUCUUUAAAUUGGUUGACCAUUGCACAAUGCAAUUUCCAAGGAUCUAUUCCUUCUUCGUUUGGCAACCUCAAUCAACUGGUGCAUCUAAAUCUUAAAUCCAGCGGGUUAACCAUUGGCACCUUCCCAUUAUUUUUUAUGAAUCUCACCCGCCUAUCUUUCUUAUCCUUAGAAGGAUGCAACUUAAUUGGUGAGAUACCAUCUUGGAUAAUGAACCUAACAUCUCUGGAUUACUUGAAUCUUAAAAGCAAUACAUUUUAUGGUGAAUUCCCACACUCUCUUUUUAGAAUGGACAAUCUUACAUCUCUUUUUCUACGCUUCAACUCGUUGCAAGGGAAACUAGAGCUUGGAUUGUUUUUGAAGAUGAGAAGGCUUUCUUUCCUUGAUUUGGGUUACAACAAAUUAUCUUUACUCAACGAGAAAGGUUCUUUCAAUGCUACCCUUCCCCCACUUGAGGUGUUAGGCUUGGAGCAAUGCAAUUUAACUGGUGGAAUUCCAACUUGGAUAUGAACCUAACUGGCUUACAGCGGUUGGGUCUUCAAGAAAAUCACCUUCAAGGUGAAGUUCCUCACUCUCUGUUUUCACUAGAGAAUCUUCACACACUUUCUCUUAGUAGUAAUUCUUUGGAAGGAGAGAUUGAGAAUGAUAUGUUUUUGAAGCUCAAAAUGCUUAGUUAUCUUUCUUUAUCUGACAACAAACUCUCUUUGCUCCCGGGAAAAGGUUCUUCCAAUGGAACCCUUCCUCCAUUAGAAGUUGUAGAAUUGGAUUCAUGCAAUUUGGUUGAAUUCCCAUCCUUUUUGCAAGACUUGGAUCAACUGGCAUUUCUAGGCUUAUCAAACAAUGAUUUCAAGUCAGUGGUACCUAACUGGAUUUGGGAGAAAAAAUCUCUUCAAAGUUUGUCCAUUUCGGGGAGUUCAUUGACAGGGGAAAUAUCUCCAUUGAUCUGCAAUCUAAAAUCCCUUGUGCUUCUUGAUCUGGCCUAUAAUAACUUAAAUGGCACCAUUCCAUCAUGUUUGGGAAGCUCUAGCCAAUCUCUUCAAAUCAUCAUGCUACAUGGAAACAAAUUGUUUGGCCACCUUCCUCAAACAUAUGUCAUGGGAAGUGCCCUUAAGAUGAUUGAUGUCACUGACAACAAUUUGCAAGGCCAGCUGCCAAGAGAAUUGGUCAAUUGUAGAAUGCUUGAGUUUCUUGACGUGAGCUAUAACGCGAUCAACGACUCAUUUCCCUACUGGUUGGGAUCACUUCCUGAGCUGAAAGUUAUCGGCUUACGUUUUAAUGAAUUUCAUGGAAUCAUAAAUUGCCCAAAUAUAUGCACAUUUCCAAAGCUUCACAUUCUUGAUCUUUCCCACAAUAAGUUCUCUGGAAAUUUGAUUCCAGAGAUGAUCAUGAAUUUGAAGUCCAUGACAACUUCCAACAUAAGCCAAUUACAAUAUGAGGAUUCGAUUGUCUUUUUUGGGGGGGAAAAUUGGUUUACUCAUGUUUCCUAUUCAUUCACAAUGUCUAACAAAGGGGUUGUCACAGAUUAUGAGCAAAUUCAGAAAACAUUUUACUGCAUGGUAGCCAUUGAUAUUUCGGGUAACAAAAUUUCUGGAGAGAUUCCAUCUGUUUUGGGGGAUCUCAAGAGUCUUGUUUUGCUCAACAUGUCCAAUAACUUGUUUAUUGGUCACAUUCCAUCUUCCUUUGGAAAGCUCUCAAACCUUGAAGCACUUGACCUUUCCCUCAAUGGCCUGUCAGGAAAAAUUCCCCAAGAAUUAGCAGAACUCACCUUUUUUGAGUUUUUCAAUGUGUCCUUUAACAAACUCUCAGGUCCUAUACCAGAAAACAAGCAAUUUUCUACGUUUGAAGGAAACUCCUUCGUGGGAAACCAAGGCCUGUGUGGGAUACAGUUGAAGAAGCAAUGUCGAGAUAGUAGUUGGUCUCCCCCAACUGUACUUGAUAAUGAUCAUGACUCAGGAUCUAUCAUUGAAUUCGAUUGGAAAAUAAUUCUAAUUGGAUACGGAGGAGGAGUUGUUGCUGGACUGGCACUUGGAAAUGCUUUCGGUUUAGAUAUUCUUGCAUGGUUAAAAAAUAAGAAAUUACUUUGCUUUUCUUACCCCUUUUAAGUCCUGUAGGAGUCUGUUAUGUAGUAAGAAAUUCCUAUAUGCUCUUGUAAUAUGUGUAAGCCAUUAAAAAUUAUAGAGUAAUAAAAGGUUUGAAUAAUACAAGAGUUUUUAUGUUAACCUCAUUGUUUAAAAUUUAAGAGAAGAGUCUUUUAUAGAGCAAUGAUAUGAGGAAUAGAUGCAAGUCUGCUUUUAC
This is a messenger RNA of Arachis ipaensis, 2313 nucleotides long. Its product is annotated as receptor-like protein 53. NCBI's taxonomy places the organism in Eukaryota, Viridiplantae, Streptophyta, Magnoliopsida, Fabales, Fabaceae. Gene Ontology annotation, molecular function: protein binding. The record is from RefSeq and is a predicted model, not a curated record.